UCUCCCAUUAUUCCUGCUGCUAAACCUGUCCCAUUAUUCCUGCUGCUAUUCUGCCUGGAUCCUAAAAACACACCCGUAGGAUCACCUGCGCAGGUAUUAACUAGUUUAUUUUAAAGCCUGUCCAAACUUGUUGGAGUAAAAAUAACAAUCCGGGAACCUUUGGACUAACUCUGUUGAGAAAAAGAAUAUCUGCAACAAGUGAAAGUAAAUGCGAACAAGUGAAAGUAAAUGCUUCAAACGGAGAUUUUUCUGCUCUUCUGAAAUGGCUCGUCGGUAUUUCCUGACUUAUUUCACCCUCACAUCAUUCCUAGUUGCCGGACAGUCUCCAGAAUAUGCACUGCAGGGGGGGGAGGUGUCCUUAAAGCCAGGCGUCACUGGAAACCCUGAUGGAAUUCUGUGGAAACAUAACGGCAACAAAGUGGUAGAGUUUAAUGGCAAAGAGCAACAUGUCUACAAACCAUUUGAAAACAGGAUCACUGUUGACUGGGUCUCUGCAGAUAUCCAAAUUACUGACCUCAGGUUUGAAGACAGUGGAGAGUAUGAGUUGGAACUAGAACUUAACAAAAAGUUGCAGCGUUUUUUGUAUCAAUUGGACGUCAUUGACAAGAUUGCCAAGCCCACCAUAUCCUGUGAGAUAAACGAUGACAGCAUCGGUAACAUCUCUGGAAAGCUGCUGUGCUCUGCAAAGCCCGGAAGACUUCAAUCCGUAAAGAAGUUGGAGUGGAGAUCUCAAGGAAGCGUGCAGCCUGGCCCAGAGUUUAACAUUCCUCUGGGGGGUGAACAUAAUGAGGAAGAGUACAGUUGUACAGUCAGCAACCCUCUGAGUAGUGAAACAGCUACAUUCACUGCAAAGGAUUGCUACCCAGUAAAAAGCUCAUCUGUAGGAGUGACUGCCGGCCUUGUCAGCUUAUUUUGUAUUCUCCUCCUUGGGGUUCUUCUGGGCAUAGUUUUGUACUGCAAACUACGCCAUAAAGCAUGUUUUGCAAAAGAUGAUCCUGAAAAACAGUCACCAAAAAAAGGUGAAGAGAAGAACGAAGCAGAGAGUUCUGAAAAAGAGCUUCUUCUUCAUCCCAGUCAAUCCACACUACCCUCUAACCAGCCUCUCCAUUUUAAUCAAGAUCAUAAUAUCGAUCAAGAAGAUGAUACGCCACGAAAAGGGAUGGUCAAAGAGCGCAGAAAAAGAUUUGAAACAAGCGAUUCUGGAUAUAACGACGGACCACAGAUGGGAAAAAAAAUCCCGCAGGGUAAGCUCACAGACUCUGAGGAGGCAGAACCAAACCCCGCUGAAAAGAACAUUGUGUCUCCUCCUUCCCCUCGGCAUAAUGAGACAGCUUCUUCUCUGGAUCUGAAUAAUCGAGGAGAUGAAGAUGCAGACCAGAACAGAGAGGAUCUAGAGAGAGAAAUCCCACAGGGUAAACUCACAGACUCUGAGAAGGCAGGACCAGACCCAGCUGAUCUGUCGGAAGGCCUGAGUGAGGAAUCCUCCAUUCCUGAACAGACAGAAAAGAACACUGAAGAGCAUGAGAAAACUGCGUCUCCUCCUUCCCCUACACAUAGUGGGUCAGCUUCUUCUCUGGAUCAGAGUAAUGUUGAAGAUGAAGAUGCAGACCAGCACAGAGAGCCUGCCGAUGAUAAAAUCCCACAGUGUGACCCCUCAGACUCCGAGAAGGCAGAUCCAGAGUCAGCUGAUGUGUCGGACGUCCCGAGUGAGGAGAGCCAGUCUGACAUGGAAUCCUCCGUUACUGAAAACACAGAGCCAGAGAAGAAAGACGAUGAGGCUGAGGAAAUGCAGUCUGCUCCUGCCAGCGCUGAGAAUUGUUCUCCCGCUCAGCCACCUGAGGACAGUACUUUUGGACACAAAGAGGACGCCAACUCUCAGGUCACUAAAGAAACUAAAGAGAAGAAUGUCAGAGAGUCUGACUCAUCGGGUGAGGAGGAAAGAAAUGAAUCAGACGACUCUGCCGAAGACGAACAUUCGCCCACCCCUCCUGAACACAAAGGGUUAGAAACAACACGACAUGAGCAAGAUUUAAAAGCCGCAGAAGAAGAAACACACAUAAGCCAAGAUAACAAGCGAGAGGUCAGUGAAACAGUCAAACCGGUUUCCGAAGAUGGAAAUAAAACAGAAAGUGUAGGCGACUGUAAAGAAACAGAUAAGGAACCAGAUCUGUAUUUAGCCACCUCCCAGCAUUCUCAGAGCCCCACACCUAGCAGUACCUUUCAAGAGACUCCAGACACUGCAGGAGCAGAGCCAGAUCAAGAAGAAGAGGAGCAACAAGGCCAUGAUAAGUCUAAGGUGCAGUCAGAGAAAGAUAAGGGAGAUGUUGUUGAAGAUAAACAUGAGGUCGAGUGUGGACGUGAAGAGGAAAAGCCAGGCAAUGAAAGCCUUAGUGAGGAUGAAGAAGAACAAAAGAAAAAUAAAGUUGUUGCUUAGGCCUUUAGGCAACUUGACAAAUAUGAAAGGUAGAAUUCAAGAUGGAAGUUGAUAACAAAAGUGCAGGUGUAAACACAACACAUCAACAGGAAAUGAGAUCAAUACAACGAUUUUAAAGGUAGAGUUCAAGGACUAUUUAGGAAUGUAUAGACAGUCAAAAUGUAGAGAAAUACCUGCUGUGGUAUUGCAGAAAGAAAUUGAAAAGAUGGACAUACAGCAGGAAAAGAAGCAGACAAUUAGCAAGGGGGAAAAAAGUGGUUGAUUCAAAGGUUAUUCAAAAGAUCAAAAUGAAAUCAGUAAUACCAUUAUUUUAUCUCCGUAACAUGCAGUGAACGAUAGAGAUAACCAUCUCUCAGAGAGCUGGCAUGCUCUUGAAAUGACUUUAUAUUAUUUACAUGUUUACUUGGCAGUGUGCAGGAGGUGAAGGGGUAGAGCACCAGGGUGUACAACUAACACAUGUGUUGCUUCCUUUUUAAGAUAACCCUAAUUCUCUUAUUUUUAGCUAUAAAGUUAUUUUACAUAUUAUUCAACAAGUGUUCGAUUAACAGCUGCAUUGUUUUUUUCAAUUGUUUUAAUUGUUUGUCUUUUUAAACGAUAUAACUUGUCCACUAAUAACUCUACAUAAUAUGUUUAAUUUAUGAAUCAAGGUAGUAUAAAUAAGAAUGUAUAACUCUAAACAAUUUAACGGCACUAAUCUUGUAAAUGUUAUAUUGUGACCUUGGAAACAUUUGUAGUUGGUUGUGCAGAGACUGUGACGUGCUCACACAAUAGAUGUUUGCCGUUUUUAAAAUCUUAAAGCUUUAAUGAAGGUGUUGUAGGUGAGUAAAAUCAUCAAACACAAUAAAUAAUUUGUCUGGAUUUAUAAUGGACAAUAUAUGUGUUCACUGUACGAUACUGUAAGCAAUAGAAAAUACAUAUUUGACCUUUGCUCCAAGUAUUGAUAACGUUUCAUGUAUUAACUUAUUUGUAUUGAGACCAGCUUAUCACUGCUAAUAUUUGAAGUGUUUUGGAGCUCAGGGUAUAUUUCACAUUAUAAACUUUUAAUGAUUUAUAUGAUAUUUCCAUGCAUGACACUUAGAUUUGUUUACAAUGUGUUUUUUACCUUUCUAACGCUUGAGUUUUUGCUGAUGAUAUUGUUUUCGAAAUGUUUCACUGUCCUGGUUAGUAAAGGCAUUUUCAUUUUUAAAUAAAAGCUCAGAUUCUGCA
Notothenia coriiceps (black rockcod) is the source of this 3640-nucleotide messenger RNA. Its product is annotated as ABC transporter F family member 4. The transcript is spliced from 12 exons. Gene Ontology annotation, cellular component: membrane. The record is from RefSeq and is a predicted model, not a curated record. NCBI's taxonomy places the organism in Eukaryota, Metazoa, Chordata, Actinopteri, Perciformes, Nototheniidae. The coding region runs from base 209 to 2434 and encodes 741 amino acids.